This is a messenger RNA of Adineta steineri, 2547 nucleotides long. The record is from the annotation of a GenBank genome assembly. Lineage: Eukaryota; Metazoa; Rotifera; Eurotatoria; Adinetida; Adinetidae.
AUGACUGACAAAACAUUUCAAGAUAAAUUAAAAGAUCUCAAUUUAACAGGUGAUGAAUUAAAACGAUUUUCUGAUGCUUUUCAAAAUGAAGAAUUUCGUAAAUUAUUUGUUCAAUAUGCUGAAGAAAUAAAUGAUCCAAAAAAUCGUGAAUUAUAUGAACAAGAAAUUCGUACUGCUGAAGAACAACGUGGAUCAGAUGUAACAUUUGUACAUCCAAAUCCAGGUCAUGUACUUAAAACAACAAUUAAUGGUAAAACAAAAUGUUUUAUUAAUAUAGCAACAAAUGAGCAUGUUGAGAAACCAUCAUUUUCAAAAUCUAAUGAAUCAAAUGGGAAUAAAGGUGCACAUUGGAGUUUACCACAUUGUUUAGCUGGACCACAUGAAGAUAUUGAUCAUGAAUCAAAAUCAUGUACUGUUUAUGAUGUUAUUUUUUCACCGGAUACUUAUAGAAUGGCAGAAACCAAUGAAAAAUUUUUGAAUAUGCUCGAAGAAUCAGCAAUAGAUUCUGUAGAAAAAAAUUAUCAUUGUCAAAUUGAUAAAAAUAAUGUGAAAAGAUUAAAAAUGAAAUUUAAAGGCGUACCCAAAGCAACUAUCCUUAGAAAAAAGAAAGAAAAUCAACCACAAGAUACUGAACAAGACUUAAAACAUGAAACUGAUGAUAUAAUUGAAAAAGCUCGAUCAAAUGCAAAAAAUCAUAAAGUCGUUCUAUCAAGUCAUAAUCGUCCCACAAAUUCUCCACCAUCAACUAAUAUUACAUCAUCUCAGAUAGAUACACCAUGCACAGAUGAAAAUGGUUUUACUAUACCAACGUAUCGUAUAACUCAUCGUGGUGAAUUUGAUAUGCAAGAUUUGUCAAAUUCUCUUAUUCCACAAGUUCGUUCAAUGCGUCCAAAAGAAUUAGUUGUUGAAAUUGAUCUCCCCUUAUGUGCAUCGACUAGUAAUGUUGAUUUAGAUGUAUGUGAACGUUCAAUUAAACUUCAUUGUGAUUCACCAAAAUAUUCUCUUGACCUUCCAUUAUCUUAUCCUGUUCGUGAAAGUGAUAGUCAUGCACGUUUUGAUAAAAAACAACGGAAAUUACUUGUUACAUUAGCUGUUAUGAAAGAAACUCCGUCGAUUAUUGAAAUGAAUCCAAACAUUCCUAGUGAAGAAGCAAAUGAAGAACCAAUAACUUUAGCUCCAUCUAUAUCAACUAAUGAAUCAGUUGAAUCAAAUGAAAAACCUUCAAAUAUAACUUAUUCACCUAUUCCAUUUGAAUAUAAACAAGGUUUAGCUCAUUUAGCACUUGUUUUACAUGUAAAAAAUAUCGAUAAAACAAGUUUAAAAAUUGAAAAUGAUGGACAACAUAUAACUAUUCAAUUAUCAUCAUUAGGCUCAGGUUUUUAUCCUCUAUAUCAUCAACUUUGCCUUGAUUUUGAUCAAUCAAAUCUAUUUGAUACACAAGAAAAUUCUACGAAAAUAACAUACAAUGAUGAUAAUGUUUUAAUAUUAUUGAAAAAAGCGUCAAAUGAUAAACAAUUAACUCAAUUCUCAAGUAGUACUAAUCGUGAAGAUAUAAAGAUGAAUUAUUUAAAUGCAUCAAAUUCUGUUGAAAAACCAAAUCCAUCAUCAACAUCAGCAAUGACAAAAGAAGAUUUUCUAGUUAAUCGAUCGGAUUCAUCUACAUCAUCAAAUAAUGAACAACGUAAAAAAUUAACAAAAAAACAAGCAAAAAAAAUAGCUAAAGAAAAUCAGAAAAAUCAAACAACAAAAGAUGAUAGUGAUAAACUUGUUAAUAAAAUUUCUAAAAUAACACUUCAAUCAAAUUCUGAUGAACAAAAAUCGGAUAGUAUGAAUGAUACUGGAAAAAUAAUAGCAGAAGAAAAAGAAGAUAGUUUAACAGAUAUGCCUAAAGUUAUUCAUCAUCCAGCAAUGUAUCGUCGACAUAUGUCGGAAUCACAAGUCGAAGUAGAUCGUUCAUCAAAUGGAGAAUUUAAACUUAAAGGUAUCUUAAAAAAUUCAACAAAAUAUCGUUCAUAUUCUGAAUCAUUCAAUGAUCCAAUACUUAAUAAUAAUGAUUUUAUUCCUGAAGAAUCUGUAUUUGAAGCCUAUUCUGCUGCAGAUGAUUUAACUAGUAGUAAUGAAAAUAAUAGUAUUAUAACAUCACCUGAUGAUGGCGAUAGUAGUAGUUUGUGUACAACACCAAGCUCAUCAAUGCCUGUUAAACAUGUCACAUUUAAUAAUCAAGUAUCAAGAAAAACAUUUAAACCAGGUGGUCCAGUUUCUGGUAUGAGAAAAUUAUCAUCAAAUCAACAACGUAAACUGAAAAAACGUAAACGACACGAUUCUUUUAAUUCUCAAUCAAGUGAUCAAGAUGAUUCAACAGUAGAAAAAAAUACAUCUGUUCAAUCUAAUGAUUAUAAAAAUCCUGUGGACUUUAAAGAUGUUAUUUCUUGGCAAGCAAAUGGUUCUCAAUCAAUUAAUAAUAAUAAUAAUGAAAAAGAAACACCAUCAACAUCGAAAUCUGCUGUCCAAUUUACUAAUCCUCUUAUUUUCGAAUUAGACAAUUAG